AAUUCACUAGCAGACAGGUUGGCUGCAGGUCAACUGGCUGCUCUUGUAAUUCUCAUUCUUGAGGGAUGGAUCAUCGAAGCCACAGGGCUGACUCAUGCGCCCGGGCUGAGUUAAAAAACUUCUGGAGCGCUCAGAGAACAAACACAGUCUGCUGUGGGACUCUGCUGUGCACUUCUCAGGCUCUGAGUGUCAGCCUGGGAUUAUUCGGGACAGAAACUCUUGAUGAAAACUUGAAAAUGGACUACACAUGGCUGUUGCUGCUCAACCUCAGUGGAGCUAUUUGUGCAGUGGUGCAAUGGACAGAAUUAGAAGAAGCAAAGGCCUAUUUGAGGCAAUAUGGUUACCUGAAUGACCACGCUGAUCCAGAGGACCCUUAUCACCUGGAGGAGGUCAUUGAAGCUCUCAGGGUUUUUCAGGGGGUGAAUGAUCUGCCUCCUACUGGAGAACUGGAUGAAGCUACUCUGAAUGUGAUGAGACAGCCACGCUGCGGCUUGGAGGACCCCUUCAAUAAGAAACAACACAAAUACAGAGUGAUGGGUCGUUGGAGAAAGAGGAGUCUGACCUACCGCAUCUACAACUACACACCUGACAUGAAGAAGGCCGAGGUCAAGAUGGCCAUCAGCUCUGCCUUCAAGUACUGGAGUGAUGUGGCUGCUUUGAGUUUCAGAGAAGUCAGCUAUGGCAGAGCAGACAUUCAGCUCUACUUCCAUAGAAAAGAUGGCUUCUGCUCUGUCCCAUUCGAUGGCCGUGGUCAUGUACUCGCCCAUGCUGAGUCACCAGAAUCUGGCAUUGUCCAUUUUGAUGAGGAUGAGUUCUGGACCGAGGGAACAUAUUAUGGUACUAAUCUGCGUAUUGUGGCUGCACAUGAAAUUGGCCACGCCCUCGGCCUGGGCCACUCUCAGUUCAGAAGCGCUCUGAUGGCUCCAAUCUACACUGGUUACCGUGUCAACUUCAGGUUGCAUACAGAUGAUAUCAGAGGCAUCCAGGUGUUAUACGGCAAACGUAUCACCAGCACUUUAGCCAGUCCAACACCCCCGGACAGUCUGGUUUCCGAGGAAACCAGCCAUGACACUGAGAACAUCCCUAACCCCUGCACUGCCACACUGGAUGCCAUCAUGUUAGGUCCAUGGAGGAAAACCUUUGCUUUCAGUGGUGAUUAUGUCUGGACGAUCUCUGAUCUGGGACACAACACACCAAUAAAGAUUGACAGGCUGUGGAGGGCCCUCCCUGGAAACCUAAGUGCUGCUGUGCACUCUCAAAGAUCCAACAAGACAUACUUUUUUAAAGGCGAUAAAGUGUGGAGGUAUACCAUGUUUGUGCUGGACUACGGCUACCCCAAACAGGUCAAACGGAUCCCACCUAAUAUUAAUGCAGCCGUGUACCUGGAGAAGAACAAGAAGCUGGUCUUUAUCAAGGGUUCACAACACUGGCAGUGGGAUGAGCUGACAUACUCGGACUUAAGUUUCUACCCCAAACCGCUCUCUAUGCUUUUCACCGGAGUUCCGUCCAGUCCGGAUGCAGCCUUCACCUGGACCAACGGCAAGAUCUUUUUCUAAGGAGAUGAGUACUGGCGUGUGAAUGAGCUGCUGAGGGUCGACAGAGGAUACCCACUGAGCAAGAAGGAGCGCUGGAUGCGAUGCUAGGGUUCCACCAUCAGGGGGCAGCAUGUAUCAAGAGGUCCACAGCAGGGGUGCUGGUUCUACUCCAGAGGCAUUCACAACAGACAACCUCAAUAGCGGUGAUUAAUUGUGAAUUGUCAUCCAAUACGUAAAAACAAAACUGCGUGGGAAUUGAUUGUAUUUCACUGGAUCUGAUUUUAACCAAGCUACAGCCUUCACGGCAAGCUUUUUUAGGCUUACUCUUUGAGCACAAAAAUGUUUGUGAAAAUUAUGUAAGCUUUUGCAUAAUCUCAGGGAGAAACCAAGGGAGGCAAUGUUUUUUGUCUCCAACAUAUGUGUUGGAUUAUGUGUUAAUUCUUUUAGUAAGAUGUAAUAUGACGAUGGGAGUGUGCCCUUUCUGUUCAGACAUUCUGUUCAAUCAAUUAUGUGACUUUUAAAAGUAUGUUUAGUGUCACGUAACACUUCCAUUGUCGCAUGAAUCACACUGGUCAGUCAGAAAUCAUGUGAUAUAGAUAAAAUGUAACAUUUUCUACAAUUAAACAAGAGUCUGCUG
This is a messenger RNA of Etheostoma spectabile (orangethroat darter), 2172 nucleotides long. Its product is annotated as matrix metalloproteinase-19-like. The record is from RefSeq and is a predicted model, not a curated record. Lineage: Eukaryota; Metazoa; Chordata; Actinopteri; Perciformes; Percidae. Gene Ontology annotation, cellular component: extracellular matrix. Gene Ontology annotation, molecular function: metalloendopeptidase activity; zinc ion binding. Gene Ontology annotation, biological process: collagen catabolic process; proteolysis; extracellular matrix organization.